Molecule: messenger RNA, 1095 nt
Organism: Caenorhabditis angaria
Lineage: Eukaryota; Metazoa; Nematoda; Chromadorea; Rhabditida; Rhabditidae
Source: the annotation of a GenBank genome assembly
AUGGACGGCUUCAUCAAGCUGUUUUGCGGUUGUUGCGGCACUCAAGAUGAGUCAGAUCUUCCCUAUCGACCACUCGAUCGUUCCGAAGAAGUAAUUCCUGUCCGCGACCCACCAAUCAUCAACCCAAACUUAUAUCAAACUGCUCACGUUAACGGAGGAUUCGACGAAGUCGACGCGCGACCAAUCGAAAGCGAAACCAACAGUCCGCUACCAACUGAAAGCGAAAAAACCGAAAAAGAGCGAGACAAAGAUUUAUUGAACGAAAUUCUUGCAACAACACAACAUGUGAGUCGUUUUCUCUUGAUGAUAAAGAUAAAGGAGAGUUUCUUUCAGAAUAUUAUCACCGUUGGUCACAUGGAAUACAGCAGCCUAGCGACUGGUGAAAAUAUGACAAGAGAACGAAAAUACGAUGAUCUCGUCAAACAAAAUGAUGAUAAUACAAAGAAUGUGCCAACUUCCAGUGAACACGGUAAGAUAGCAGACUUAAGUUCAAAAAAUAUUCAUAUCCAAAGUUGAAAUUUUCUGGGAUGUGGAGAAAAAAUCGAUAACUGGGAUAAUGUUACACAAAAAAACAAAAUAAGGCAGCUGCGGAAAUAGGAUUUCUUUGAAAAUAUAGAAAAAAAUCAUAUAGAUUCACGUGCUAGGUUUCAAAAACAGUAUAUUUUUGUAAAAAUUACGAAUACAAGGUUUUCCUAAGGAACCUUUUCAGUUUCAUAAAAGUUCAUGAAAAUUCCCUUCACAUCUUUCAAAAAAUGUUCUUUUUCAGUGUAUGACUUCGAUUUGAUAACUCUCCAAAGGCCCAUCGAAUUACCAUUGCUAAACGACGAUGAUGCCCCACCAGGUUAUCCCCACAAUCACAUUCGUCCACAUUUCACUGGUCCAAGUCGACAACACACUCAAAGAUCGCGUCCUCUCGGCCUCCAAACUUCAACAUUCCUUGCUGAACAUCCAGACGUCAAAAAAAUCGGAAAAUUGCCGGCAAUCCCACAAGCCACUCGACAAAAACUUCGCGAUUGUGUCAAAGAAAUUCACAACGGUGUUGAAGAAUGUCAAAUCGAACACAAAACCGAUCUUGUCGUUCACAUGGAUUUCUGA